Molecule: messenger RNA, 2189 nt
Organism: Megalobrama amblycephala (Wuchang bream)
Lineage: Eukaryota; Metazoa; Chordata; Actinopteri; Cypriniformes; Xenocyprididae
Gene: loxl5b
Product: lysyl oxidase-like 5b
Exons: 7
Coding region: 202-1575 (457 amino acids)
Biological process (GO): peptidyl-lysine oxidation
Molecular function (GO): protein-lysine 6-oxidase activity; copper ion binding
Source: RefSeq, a predicted model, not a curated record
AGUUAAGAGCGAGUGUUGCUGACUGUGCAUGCGCGCGUGAACUCCCACAGUUUGAUCAAUGUCUGUCCGCUGCUCUUCUGUCCGUUUCCAUUGGCUCGCGGAAGAUUCGGACUAUGCCGUUUACGCACUCCAGAGUCCCACAUCCGCUCGCAGAGGAACAUCUGUGCUGGGAAACCAUAUCAGUGACUGUCCAGCUUUAAAAUGUGUCUCAAGAUGCUAAAUUUGAUUUUGGCUUUAUAUUUACUUCAAGGACUGAAUAACUUUAUCAGCGCGCAAAGUUCCGCGCCCUGGAGGAACCGGAUCCAGUGGGUGAAUAACGGCCAGGUGUUCAGUUUAAUGAGCACUGGCUCAGAGUAUCACGCACCGGUGGUGUCCAGAAGACAGUCCAGGGUUUACAUGAGCAGCAGCAGAGAUGCUGCCCGGGACAGGGCCAUGCGAAUUCGAGUGGAAGCGGUUGAGAGACCCACUAACAGCGUACCGGACAGCAGCACCGCGCUUUUGGGCCCCGACCGCAUGCAGUAUAUAGUGGCCAACAGCCGCGCACCUGGUGCCAGACAAAUGCAGGUGCGCCAGAGGCUCAGAGGUCCUCCCGGAACCAGAUCUAACAGCACCGUCCUGUCUGAAUACUCAGGCGGUGGAAGGACCCCGGCACAGGGGGGGAAUAACGCACGGAGGGCGCCAGCGGUUGCCAAUUUCCAACAGCUGACCGCGCCCACGGAGAAUUCAAACACCUUAAGUUCAGAUCAUGGAAGCUAUAAUGAAGCGGCUCUCCCCAGAGCGCAAGCUCCGAAUGUCCCAGUCGAGCAGGGAACAACGUCUGAAAGUAUGGCAGGAGAUGAUCCACGAAACAGGAAUACGGUCUUCUACAACGUCUAUCCACCCGGCGGCAGGACGCUCAUCCCCCGCCGACCGCCGCCUGGCACCGGGUAUGGCACCAGGUAUUUCCAGAACGGUCUUCCGGACCUUGUGCCAGAUCCAUAUUCCAUCCAGGCGGGCUCAUACAUCCAGCGCGUCCAGAUGUACGCGCUCCGAUGCGCGGCGGAGGAGAACUGCCUGGCGCGAUCUGCGUACAGACCCACGGUCAGAGACCUGGACUUCAGGGUUCUCCUUCGGUUCCCACAGAAAGUCAGAAACAUGGGGACGACUGACUUUCUGCCGGUCAAACCCAGACAUCAGUGGGAGUGGCACAGCUGUCAUCAGCACUAUCACAGCAUGGAUGCAUUUAGUCACUACGAUCUCCUGGACAUCAACACCGGACGGAAGGUCGCUGAGGGACACAAGGCCAGUUUCUGUCUGGAAGAUACUGGCUGCGAUCCUGGAUUUCACCGCAGAUACGCGUGCACCGCACACACACAGGGCUUGAGCCCAGGCUGCCACGACACAUACGCUGCCAACAUCGACUGCCAGUGGAUCGACAUCACAGACGUGGCCCCUGGGAACUACAUUCUUAAGGUCACUGUCAAUCCAGACUUCCUGGUGCCCGAGUCGGACUUCUCCAAUAACGUUGUGCGAUGUGAGGUCGUUUACACGGGCAUUUACAUCCAAACAAGAAACUGCAUCAUAACUGGGAGUUAAAGUCCCUGGGUCGGGUUAACAAGUUGAUUUUUAAAGGCCUAUAUAAUAGGUUUAAUUAUAAAAAAUUAUUUAAUUUAAAGCUUUAUCAGUAACUUGAAACAUUCCUUAUAGUUGUUGGAAUAAUAUUUAAUGACAAACGUACUGUAUCUAUUUUAGAUGAGUUUGAUGUCUUGCCCUAGUGCAAGUGGGAAAACGUACAGUUGCAAUUUUUAAGUCAUUGUUUUUGUGAUGUUUGCAUUUUAAUAGAACAUUUAUUUUAAAUGACUAGAUUAGUAUGUUGCUUUUUAGUGUUUGUAUUUAUUACAUAGAUUAUGUAUAAAAAAUAUAAGCAUCUAAGUUCAUAUCGAGGGACGUUUUGUUAUUAGAUGGUGAAUUCAUAGUGGUUGAGUGUUUUCCUCCAGCGCAGACCACUAGUGUAAGAUAUACACUUGAAAUAUUCAGAAGGUUUGGUUUUCCAGGUGUCCGCCCAUAUUUCAGUGCAGUGUCUUAAACAUCUUGAAAAGCUUUGCUGCUUCUUUGCCAUGAUUAUAAGAAUCUUUCCAUGAAUCCCGGACUUGGAUGGACGAAGUCGUUUGUGGCUUGAUAUGCAAUAAACAAAAAUGGAGAGAAUGUAA